AUGGGUGACAACUUGGAUGCGUUUCUGGAAGAUAUCCUUUCCUUGCCUCGAUGGGUCAAGCGCUCUCUUGCGUUGCUACGUGAGCUUGACGCGAAGUGCGAAGAAUACAGCGAAGAUGCGCAGCGGCGGAGGAGCCGGUAUCUGGCGAUGGCCAGAGCAAAGCUGCAGUCAUACAGUGGCCAGCAGGUGCCCGAGGCUCUCUAUAAUGACCCGGAACUUGAGGCGGAGGCGGGAGCCGCUGGCAACAGCAGUCGUGAGGCUCAUGCUCUAAUGAAAGAAAAGGUGGUGGUGCUGAAUCAGCUCCUCCGGGUUCUUCGUGGGGAAACGGAGGGCUUCAAGGUAUCUCUGGCCAAGUUGGCGAAAGAGGUUGGCGGAGAGGAGAUGACUCGCGUCGCGAGGCGGAAGUCAGACGACACUUUGGGCCCCUGUGCGGAUCGCCCGGAAGAUUUGGCUCAUCGCAUAGGGCCCCUUGCGGCACCGGUCCAUGGGACGCUUGUUACUCGACGAACCUCUCUUCGAGGUCGAUUGGGGCUGUCUUCUGCGCCUACAAGUGGAUCCGUUUGCUGCAAAGACGACUCUGGUCUUCUUGGACCUCCAGAAGUCCCUUCAGAUGCAGUUUAUGCCUUUUCCGCGGGCGGGGCCCCCCCUUCAUCGGUCGCGGGCACCAGCCGCAGCCGCCCCAUCAAGAAGAAGGCAGCACGGAGCAACAGCGCUGCAGCAUCCGGCUUGGAUGCAAACAGCGCCAUCAAGCGGCCUCACCCCCCUUCGGCAGGGGGGCCGGCGGCGAAGAAGCACCAAGCAAGCGAAGCGUCUCCGUAUGCUGGUGUGUCUGAGGACUGCAGGUCGCAGAUGCCGUGUGCGGGGGAGGAGCGCAUUGGGGAUGGUGGUUUCGUGGGAAUUUCUACGAGCUCCCCAUGUGGUUCCAGCACAGUAUCAACCCAGCAAGGGCUUCCUGGUGGCCGUGCGAAGCGCUUCAAGCAGCCUCCCAAUACGACUCUCCCCGCCACGCAGCCUGCGGAUUCUCUGAUGGGGUCGCUGUCGACUCCCGAGGUGUAUGGGGAUCAGAUGGCGGUAGGGCGAUCUGUGAGGGGCAGUGGGAACCGCAUGCACAAGAAAGGCAGAGACUCGCUUUCCGUCGUGCCGCUGGGUGCGCUGAAUGAUGCUGUACCGGGGCAGACGCUCAGCGCGGUGCAGUUUGAGCAGCCAGGAUUAGAAGCGCUUGACCGUGACACCACCAGUAGCGUUGGACAGCCGCCGGGAGUACUAGUUAGUCUCCAGCAGGGUCUGCCGCACCAGCAGCACCAGUUGCUCAUCGCGAAAACCAAGUCACCUGCAGAACGGGGACCUACCCAUAAAUCCACCCCACGCUCUCCAACAGGGCGCCCAGGUCUAGCGCGGACGGGCCUAGGUUGA
Messenger RNA from Cyclospora cayetanensis, 1413 nucleotides. RefSeq lists its product as uncharacterized. The record is from RefSeq and is a predicted model, not a curated record. The transcript has a single exon. Lineage: Eukaryota; Apicomplexa; Conoidasida; Eucoccidiorida; Eimeriidae. Bases 1 to 1413 code for a protein of 470 amino acids.